AUGAUAGUUAGUCCAUAUUUCACGGCCGAGAAGGCUGUUCUCCCUUUCGACAAGGUCAUCGAGCUCGAGAGAAUCGAUGCAUGGCUGUUCCGCUCAAAAGUGAAGGCUUUCUCGACUUCCGGAGGCGAGUACGGAACAUAUGGUGGCCAUGUGUUCGCACAAGCAGCAUGGGCAGCGGCUCAGACAGUUGCAGAAGGAAUGUUGAUACAUAACAUCACAGGCUGGUUCAUCCUCAGCGGCCAGCCUAACGAGCGUCAAAUGUACAAAGUCGACAAGAUAAGAGAUGGAAGAAAUUACUGCACACGCUCCGUCACUGUGGUUCAAGAUGCAGGCCAAGCAAUGUUUACAUGCACGUGUUCGUUCAAGCGCGAGGAAACCUCACCUUUUGAUGUUCAAGAGCACACCGACCUAAAGAAAAAGUACUGCGAGGUUCUCGAGGGGAAACAGCACGAGCCGAUGCUGCAUGAUGCUGCGCCGAGUAAUGAUUCGGAGGACUUUCGCGAGAGGUAUCUUCCUUCCCACCCGGAGCAUUUCAACCCAAUUGGAGGUCUGCAUUUCAGAAGGACGGAUAUGGGCAAGUACAACGCAAGUCGCGACCCACUGGAAAGACGCCAGUUGACUUUCUACACGUUACGAGGAAGUCUGCCCCUGCCACCGCUGAAAAAGGGUAAAGGGAUCGUCACGAGAGAAGCAAACCUGCACGCGUGCGCACAUCUGUAUGCUUCGGACCGCAAUUCGCUGUUCAUGAUACCGAAUCAUCUCGACAGAGGGAAAGAAUUCACAAGUAUGGCCAGUUUGGCGCACACCGUCAUCUUCCACGUCGGUGUCAAGGACCUGAUCAUGCCGCCGGAGCCACACAUCGACCACCCUAACGCUGAUCGGACGCAUUGGGGGGACGAGAAGCUAUCCCUGUGCUCGCUGGAUGGGUACGAGGAGAAUGACAGGGAUGCAGAUGGGAGGAAAUGGUUCGUGCAAGAAGCUUGGACGACGCGGGUGACUGGUGGGAGAGCCUUGCACACGAGUCGGAUGUGGGACUACGAAAGAGGAGUGCACAUAGCGACAACACUUCAGGAUGGGAUGAUCCGGUUCGACGAUGGAAAGGCGAGGGUGAAUGCAAAGAUAUAG
Messenger RNA from Didymella exigua CBS 183.55, 1125 nucleotides. RefSeq names its product Thioesterase/thiol ester dehydrase-isomerase. NCBI's taxonomy places the organism in Eukaryota, Fungi, Ascomycota, Dothideomycetes, Pleosporales, Didymellaceae. The record is from RefSeq and is a predicted model, not a curated record. Gene Ontology annotation, biological process: fatty acid catabolic process; acyl-CoA metabolic process. Gene Ontology annotation, cellular component: peroxisomal matrix. The coding region runs from base 1 to 1125 and encodes 374 amino acids. The transcript is spliced from 2 exons. Gene Ontology annotation, molecular function: fatty acyl-CoA hydrolase activity.